ACAACAAGGUUCCAUUUAUAGAGCGCCUUUCACGUCGGGAGGGUGACGCUGAAUACCCCAAGAAACACGCCGACUUCUUAAGGGCUUAGGGUGAGACCCAUCGCCGUGUACCCCGAUUCAGCUAAAGACCCUGCCCACCCCCGCUGCCUGGUGCAGCCCACAAGGGGGGGAGGGGAUGGGCUCUUUCCGAAGACCCCGGCCUCGUUUCAUGAGCUCCCCCGUGCUCAGUGACUUACCUCGCUUCCACGCCGUCAGGCAGGCAGCACUGCUCAACUCUAACCGGGCCUGGAACAGUGUGCAGAAAGCAGUGAUCAAAGUGUUCCAGGGAGGAAGUCUGCAAGAUAAUGAGCUGUUCUCUCUGAAUGAAAACAUUCGGCAGCUGCUGAAGAGUGAGCUCGGACCAUUCAUCACAGAUUAUUUUCAGAACCACCUUCUUUCCAAAGGUCUGAGCAUUUUGGAGGAAAGAGUGCAGGGUAAUGAAGGUGAAAGACUGUUGGAAGCUUUGACGGAAAACUGGGAUAACUUCUUCACUGAGAUAUUGCCCACUCUCCAGGCCAUAUUCUAUCCCGUGCAGGGGCAGGAGCUGACUGUGCGGCAGAUGGCUUUGCUUGGAUUCCGAGAUCGGGUUCUGUUGAAAGUCAAUCUGGAGAACUUGCUGCAUCAAACGCACACCAAGGUGUCUCCAUCCAUCUCCCAGAUGUUACUGGUGCUUCAGGGGGUUCACGAGGCCAAAGGGACGAGCGAGAAGUACCUACGGCUGGAGUGGCUAGUCCGGCUGCUCGUGUAUCCAUGUCUGAGUGGGGAAAACGACGCAGACAGCAUCAACAUGGGCCGAGAAUUUGGGAAUCCUCGAUCGAAGAUUGUGGAUUUCACGAUUGAUCCAUGUCAAGUCACGGAGCCCAACGAGAACGCUCUGAGUCCCCUGUUUGAGCAGGAAGGCGAGGCCUACCUGGAGAAAUGUGGGAGCCUGCGACGACACACUGUGGCCAAUGCACCCUCCGACCUCCAGCUUUUCGCCAUGACCACCAUGAUGCACCCUGUCAUGGUGGAAGAACCAAGUAGCGAAGACACAUGCCUACUGCUGCCACCAAAUAUGAACCACAGAUACUAUUCCAGCCAGCCCAGCAGCCUGGAUUCACAACCUGAGAUGAUGGUGCUCUCGCUGCAGGAAUCUUCAGACCUCAAAUGCACGACUCUUGCUUAGACCAAGUCACUCCUGUUGAUAGACUAGGAGUUACCCAAACACUCACCGUGUACUGCACAGCACCAGUCACUAACACUUGUCAUUGUCACGGGUUAUGUGCCAGGGACUGGCCUCUUGCGGACUGGGCUGUGCCAAGGAGUGUUGACACAGUGUUGGCGGCAACGUUUAUUAUCAAUGAACCCACUCAGUUGGGAAAGCACAAAUCUCUAGUUACAGCUCUCCAGGAACAAGGAUUGAAUUUGCACUAAAGAUUUAGAACGGACGCUCAAACUCUUGAGACUGAACAUUGGAGGAGGAUUAACCUCUAACCUCCCUCUCAACCUCCCUCCCUCCCUCCCAUUCACUGACAUUGUACCUUUCUUGGUUUGCUUUGCAGAAUUUUCCACGGAUACCAUAACCUCGUGUCAAGUGCCAGUUGCUUUUGUUUACAGGAGAAAAUUAUUGAUGUGAAAGGCGUUAUAUAAAUAUAUGUUGCUCAUCCCAAACUGGACAAGUCCUAAACUGCA
This is a messenger RNA of Callorhinchus milii (elephant shark), 1710 nucleotides long. RefSeq names its product proline-rich protein 5-like. Gene Ontology annotation, biological process: TORC2 signaling. Lineage: Eukaryota; Metazoa; Chordata; Chondrichthyes; Chimaeriformes; Callorhinchidae. The record is from RefSeq and is a predicted model, not a curated record. Bases 176 to 1204 code for a protein of 342 amino acids. The transcript is spliced from 8 exons. Gene Ontology annotation, cellular component: TORC2 complex.